Molecule: messenger RNA, 1064 nt
Organism: Linum trigynum
Lineage: Eukaryota; Viridiplantae; Streptophyta; Magnoliopsida; Malpighiales; Linaceae
Source: the annotation of a GenBank genome assembly
CAAUGAACAAAUUAUCAAAGUAUCGUCAAAUUAUCCCAAUAUCCUUCUCAAUUCCCUAAUCUCUAUUCUAGUCUUCUCCUAAUUUAAAAUAUCUUUUUCUCAAUCCCGAAUUCAAUCACCUCUACCCUUCAUCCAUUCAUCAGAUGGUACGAGAGCAAUUUCCUUCCUUGUAAUCGUUCGAGGUAGCUGUCAAGUGCUUCAUGGCAUGACUUCAAGAUCAAUCUGACUUGUAUCAUCGGCAGCUUCAAGAGAUGGAUGAAAAGAGGUCUCAUCGGUUGGAACAAACGAAGGAGUCAGAGUCGGGAGAACUCGGCGACAACACGAUACUCUUGGCUGCGGCGAGCGGUCUCGCAUUGGAGGGGGUACAGGUGGCUGGGACAAUGCAAUUCCAAGCAGAAGUCAGCGGAAGAUCAGUCCUGUUGCUAGGUUCCAGACCCACUACGACCCGAUCCUCACAACCCUUCAACGCGAAGGCGGAAAGUGGAGGUCUUGUGGCGUCUGAGCCACCAGCUGCUAUGGAGAUGAUGACCAACAACGAGUCAAAGAAGAAGAGCGUGACGGGCGAUCCACAACCACCACGGGACAGGGAUUCACCAAUGGUAGUAUCAGUAAAUCCUUUGACUAGCAUCGCCUCAUCAAAUGACCUCGACAAGGAAGGCCUGAUGGUAGAGUUCUGCAACAAACCGGGACAAUUCCAAGUGGUUGUAAAACCAAUUGUCUAUACUGCGUUAGGACCGUCACCGCAGAGUGUCGGCGUUCUUGUCCCACCUGCGACUACCGAGAGUGGCACGAAGGCUUUGACCAAUAAAACCGGAUCCGCCGUGGAAACAACCUUCACUCCAUCCUCCCCCGACGAGUCGUGAGUCUUCAACAAUAACACCUAUCCCUCCAAGCUAUGAGAAAAGAAUGAAAAAAACGACGAGAGCAAUGUUCCCUCAAGAAUUUGGCAUGGAGGAUCAGAAGGUACAAAGCUUGAUUUUAAUUGCUAGCGUUGUUUCAUGAAAGUUUAAGAAGAAUCAAAGUGUGCAAUCGUGUGCUCGAAAGAGUAAAUAUUGGAGAAUGUA